Molecule: messenger RNA, 8246 nt
Organism: Daldinia caldariorum
Lineage: Eukaryota; Fungi; Ascomycota; Sordariomycetes; Xylariales; Hypoxylaceae
Product: armadillo-type protein
Exons: 2
Coding region: 143-8128 (2661 amino acids)
Cellular component (GO): 90S preribosome; nucleolus; small-subunit processome
Source: RefSeq, a predicted model, not a curated record
GGUUGCAGCGUUCUCUUUUGCGCGAUGCGAUUUGCAGUGGGGCAAGAAUCUUAAGAUAAUACUUUUUAACAUUCAACACUCAACUGCAAGAGUGAAGAGCACCUUUUCCCUUCGUAUCCCCACUAGGGAAUUGGUAGUCAAGAUGCGCUCAACGCAGUCUGGACGUAUAGUAAAGUCCCGAAAGGGAGGAGGGACUCCUCAUCAGAAAAACCACCGUUGGGAAUCUUUCACGACAAAGAUCUCGAAGCUACAUUCUCUCGAUCCUCUUCGAAGAGUACGACGACAUGACCUCGAAACAGAAGACCUCGAAACUACCACCUCAUACUUUCGAAAUGGCAUGGAAAAAUGGGCUGAUAUUAAUAUAUCUAAAGCUUUUACCUCCUUCCGGCGAGAUGUGCGACCAUUCUGCGACAGUCUACCUCAGAUUCUACAUUUUGAGGACAAGAUCGUGGAGUUAUUGGCAAAAUACAUAUCAAUGCACGAUCCUGAGUCCCUCGAACCUCUUUUAGAUUUACUUACAGCCUUAGCGCAUGACUUGGGCACUCGUUUCGAAAAGCAUUACCCAACUGCUUUGUCUCUAAUCACUGGUAUCGCAAGUCGACCCCAGGACGCAGCCGUUACAGAAUGGUCAUUUGGCUGCUUAGCCUUUCUUUUCAAAUACCUGUCAAAACUCCUAGUACCAGAUAUCCGACCAACAUUUGACGCCUUAGCGCCACUGCUGGGCAAAGCUCGAAAUCCUCCUCAUAUUGCUCGUUUCGCCGCCGAAGCGCUAAGCUUUCUCGUCAAGAAAGCUGCUGCGCCCGUAAACCGAGAGAAAGCCUUACCCCUACUCGUUGAACAUGCUAGAUUAGAUCUCGAAGCUGCUAGAGAUAGUCGGCAAUUCGGGCUGUAUCACCAUGGACUUAUGACCAUGUUUGCGGAGGCUAUCAAAGGCCAAGGGCACACCAUUCAUACGAACGGACCCGAGAUCAUAAGGUCGCUCAUCAUAUCUGUUCCAAAUAACGAAUGCCUUUCUUUAGAUCCAGUUACAUGGACUGAUCUUGUUUGCGGUGUACUUGUUAGCAUUGUUCAUCAUACGACUAGCGAAACGUUCGAAUCUAUCCCACAACUAGUAGCAGAUAUAUCAGCUCAGGACCAAGAAAGGGUUAACUACCCGUUGCGUAAUUGCCUAUACGUUCGGAUUAUGGGGACGAUAUCCGGUGUUCGAAAAGGUAGCCGCAUAAAAGACUGGUCGAUCGUCCUCAACUGCUUGUUGGAGUCUCUCAAGGCGCUCUCGAAAGCGGCAAACGAGGUUGAGGGUUUUGAUUUAUCUGCUAUAUGGCAGCAGCUUAUGGUAAAUAUAGCUAUCAUUUGGCAACAGGCUAAGAUGGACUCUAUUAUUCCAUGCAUUAACGAUUUCACCAACGUUAUGACUCGGGAGCCCCUGAUGAGAUGGUUUAUACCAUUUUGUUCCUACUUUUCCGAUCUCGAUUCCACUAGGUUCCGUAGCCUCCUACUGAAGCCAUUCCAAAAGUUUAUUGUGACACAUUGGUCUGAGGGUUCUAAUGAGGAAAUGCUAUGCAUCCUCUUACCUCGAAUGGUAGAAUCGCAUGCUCUGCCCUCCGUCACAGAACCCGAGAGCUUUUCUCUCCCACAAUCCUGGCAAGAUCAGAUCGUCACUAAGUUCGAACGUCUAGAGAUUUCCCCGUUCCCUGAGCAAGGGAAUUCAAGUGGAUAUGACAAAGAUCCGAAAACAUGGCGGGACAAGUGCCUACCUAAAUACUCAGCUCUUCUUCGAGUACUAGAGGCGACCGCUGUUCGGCCUUCUACAAACGGCCCUAUCGCAGAGCUGCUGCUUAGAAAACUCAAGCUCGCGCUGAAGCCCUCUCAGUCUUUAGCGAGUGAGGAAGCCCAUUUUAUCGUCAGCCAGGGAUUUUCUGCGUAUCUGCGGAUGAGCAAAGCGACUGGGCAAAUCGAUAGAUCUCUUGAACCCUUGCUCAAAGCAGCUACUCCCCGGUACCGGCAACUUACUGGAUUCCUGGAAGCCAUGAUCACUUACGAAGACCUCCUUGACCAUAAGAAGAGCUCUCCGCCUCAGAGUGAAAGUGGUUCUAAUAGCGAGAGCGACGAAGAUCCGUUCAUGAAAAGCCUUGUUGAAAAUCUAUCCAGCCCAUCGCAUCAACACCGGCUAGUAUCUUUGCAGUUGCUCAGUCGUCUUGGUGCGGCCUCGGAUGAACUAGACUCGUUGGCAACUAUGAUUCAGAUAGAGCAAACGCCACAAGACUUCCAGAAUGUUCGUCUAAUUUCUGUCCAUAUUCGGAAACUAGCGGCGAGCUAUUCUCAGCUCAGUGAAGGCUCGUGGCUUCGACAAGCAAUCCCAAAAUUUCUCUUCGGUCAGAUGACAGUGCGUCUGACCCCAGUUUGUGAUUCUGCGGUAGAAGCGUUGCAGCAGAUUAGCGAAGUGAAAUCCGGCGAAGAUGUUAUAUGCGAUAUUGGGUUUAACUGGAUUGAAUGCCCAUCUAAGCGAUGGGAAGGUCCACAGAAGGAAGCGGUAGCUUCAUCAAAUACUGGUCUUACAGAUUUUGAGUGCUGGAAUCUGUCUAACCUCCACAAGCAGGCUGAAGAGGCUGAGCGCGUAUUAAAAUGUUAUUCUGAAAUAAUGUUGGAACAUUUUGAAGGCAACCAGAGUCUUGCGGACGAGAUGCCUUCCAACGCAAGGUCUCAAGCACUCAAAGUCUUCUCAGCUACUCCCGGCAUGGUGGAGAAAAGAUCUCGAAUGCUAGUGCCCUACCUACUGUCGUGGACAAGGGAGAGCGAGGAACGAGACGACGAUGAGAUGGAACCAUCUGAACAAAUUUCUGGUGGAUCCUGGUCUCUCUUCGACAAGAAAGCUCUCUUAGGCGUAUUUGGCCAAUUUGCAAACCCCAAGGUGUUAUACCAGAGUCAGCAGGUUUACGAUGCACUUCUUGGUCUCAUGGCGAAUGGUGAUGUCGAAGUCCAGAAGUCUGCUCUCAAGGCAAUUUUGACUUGGAAGCAGGAGGGCAUUAAACCUUACCAAGAGAACCUGGAAUAUCUUCUUGAUGAAGCUAGGUUUAAAAAUGAACUGACCGUUUUAUUUCAAGGAGAACAGCAGAUUCGACCAGAGCAUCGCUCUGACCUCAUGCCAGUUCUACUCAGGCUGCUUUAUGGAAGGUCAAUUUCAAAGAAGGGAGCCGCAAGUGGACGUCACGGUCUCCACGCCACUAGGCUAGCUGUUCUAAGACAGCUGAGCCUAGAAGAUAUGGGAGGAUUCCUCGAUAUUGCCCUUGGUGGUCUUCGCGGGAUUAGAGUCAUCGAAGAUACUCAGCUGCGCGAAAAGAUAUUUGAUGAUGAAAUAUUGACUGUGCGGAAGCAAGUCGGAUUUCUCAAUAUGAUGGAAGCUAUAAUCAAUGAGAUGGGCACUGGCGUUCUCUCCUUCGCCGACAAAAUCCUCAACGCAGUACUCUACUGUCUCAUACUCUCCUCACGAAGGCUAAAUCAAAGCAGCGACGAGAUGGAAGAAGAUCUCCCUACACAUAAUUCUCUUCUUCGAGUUGUCAGGAGUACAUCUCUAAAGUGUCUGGUUGCUUUACUUCGGAAUGCCCCUAGCUUCGACUGGACACCUUAUAAAGAUCUGUUUGUUAAAGAGGUUGUAAGUCCGCGUCUAGAGAAACUUCCAACCGAAACAACCCAAGGCGUGUCUGGAACACUUCAAUUCCUCGCGACAUUAUCACAACUUCCAAAGACGGCUAUAUUUUUCGCUAUUGACAACCGCAUCGUUGGAAAAUUGAUGGAAUGCCUCAAGCUUGAAAAAACAAAAGACGAGGUCAAGAUUUUUGCACUGAGCAUUGUGCGCAAUCUAGUCGGAAUUUCUCAGCAAUCAGCUGCAGAGUCUGAAUUCAACGAGCUGGUCCAAGAAGAAAUUUUAGACCCCAAUGUUAACGUCAUACUAGAAAGUGUUGGUGUGGCCCUGACAUAUAAAGGGGAGGUGAGCCGAGAUCUACUUAUGGCAUGUAUCGAGUGCGUGGUAGAAUUAUCCCCAAUCGUUCAAAAGUCGGCUCAUGUCAUAAAUCUUGUCAACAUUUCGGUCUCCCUUCUCAAUCAACCGUCAAGACGUGUCAAUCCCAAAGCUAAAGGACUGGUUCUUUCUAUGCUUCAAAAUUUCGUUAAGCUCGCAGGGGCCGACUUUCACGCGGACUUGAAAGAUCAGAUUUAUUCAACGAUAGCAUCCCUCUAUGGCUUUUUUAGGGACCGUGUCAACCGACAGGCGCUAUCAAAUGUGAUGGCAGUAUUAUACCCGGAUGAUCCGUUAUCUCUUGAAGUAUCUUCACUUUGUGCAGAUCUGAAUUCUUACGACAGCAGGCGUAUCGACGAGCCUGAUUAUGAAAAAAGACUGGCAGCUUUCAAUGCCAUUUUACGCCCGAGAGAUAUACCUUACACGCCACGAGACUGGGAGCCGUUAAUACAUAAUAUGACCUUUUAUAUAAAACAUGACGAGGAGUAUGGCAUUUUAUCCGCGAACUCUGCCGACGGCCUAUGUAAAUUCAUAGAAGCUGCUGCGUGCUCGAAAGGUGAAGAGCAGGCUAAGUUCCACAGUAUGCUGUCAAAUAUCUUGAUUCCGGCUUUGUACUCCAAUGCGCGAGAAUCUUCGGAGACCGUGAGACGAGAGACCGUGAAGGUAUUUGGAGUUUUGGUAUCGCGGAUGUCCUCUUGGCCUUCUGUUGCUGACCUUGUAGCAAUUAACCCCGAACCGGAUGAGGGCGACCCGGACCCAAGCUUCUUCAACAAUAUCCUGAGUCCGGCAGCGGCACGGCAAAUGCGGGCAUUACAGAUGCUAUCCAAGGCCAGCCAACAUGCGUCUUUAAGCAGCAAACAUUUGACUCACUUUUUCAUACCUCUUCUCGAGCAUUUUAUUUUCAAUCGAGAGGAGGGGAGUGAUGACCAUGGUGUGGGAGCUCAAGCAGCCACAACAAUUGCCGAUAUAGCCUCGUCUCUAGAGUGGCCACAGUAUCGUGCCGUCCUUCGCAGAUACAUCAGCUACAUAGAGUCAAAACCCGAGCUUCAGAAACAGCUGGUUAGACUUCUCGGUAAAUUUGUGGACACCCUCGCAACAGUAGCAUCGGGAAGGAAUCAAGAUGAGAUGGAAAUUGAUUCUAUAGCUAACGUGGAAAGGUCAAGGAAUUGCAAGUUGGCAGUCACAAUGCCGGCGCAGGAGAAGCUUAACGAAGACAUCAUGACCAACGUCCUGCCACCUCUCCUUGAGUACAUCCACGAGAAGGACGAAACCACGGUUAGCUCUCGUGUUCCUGUCGGGAUCAUUAUUGUAAAGAUUCUGAAAUUUUUGCCGAGCGAGUCACUCAACCAAAAACUACCAGGAGUCCUUACAGACAUUUGCCAUAUUUUGCGCAGUAAAGCUUGGGAGUCUAGAGAAAUGGCACGAAGUACGCUAGCAACCAUGACAUCGCUGCUAGGCUCGUCUUACUUUGGAUUUGUGCUCAAAGAGCUAAGGGGCGCUCUGACGAAGGGAUACCAGCUACACGUUCUAUCGUAUACAAUGCAUACCAUCCUGGUUCAUGUGACGCCUCAGUUCCAGGCGGGGGACCUUGAUUACUGCCUCGAUAAGAUCGUCAGUGUCAUAAUGGACGAUAUAUUUGGUGUCGUAGGACAAGAGAAGGAUGCAGAGGAAUACGUGAGCAAAAUGAAAGAGGUUAAGAGUAGCAAAAGCCAGGACUCGAUGGAACUCAUUGCACGAACUGCUUCUAUUAACCACCUAGUCGAGCUUGUUCACCCUCUCCAGUCUCUUUUACUUGAAAAACUCGACCUUCGCAUGGUACGAAAGAUCGACGACUUGCUAUCGAGGAUAGCUUCUGGUUUACUGAGUAAUUCUGCUGCUAAUAGCCGGGAUACCUUGGUAUUCUGUUAUGAGGUCAUCCAAAAGGUAUACGAAAGUGAAAAACCACGGCCGGAAUCGAAGAUGGAUCCAAAGCUUAGACGGUAUCUGAUUCAAAAAGGCGCCAAGAAAAGUGGUGGUCGCAGCACAACUAGCAAGUAUACGUACAAACUAGUUAGGUUUGCUGUUGACGUUCUGCGGUCCGUCCUAAAGAAACACGAUGAAAUUCGUAACGCAGCCAACAUUACGGGAUUUAUACCAAUAUUUGGUGAUGCUCUCGUUGGAGGCGAAGAAGAAGUUAAGAUAGCGACUUUCAAGCUUCUAACCGUUCUUGUCAAAGUUCCGUUCAAGACCGAUGAUUCUACGAAGCUGUAUAAAGUAGCCUCGAAAGAGGCUUUGAAAUGCAUCUCGGGGUCUAUUUCUACUGCGACGGAUCUCGCGCAGAGUGCUUUGAAGCUCAUGUCGGUCAUCAUCAGAGACCGCCGUGAUGUUCUUGUCAAGGAUGCAGCUGUUGAUAUGCUCCUUGGGAAGGUUAAGGACGACCUAACAGAACCUCUCUAUCGUCACGUCACAUUCAACUUUUUGCGAUCGGUGCUUGAUCGAAAAGUUGAGACUGCUACAGUCUAUGAUACCUUGGACUAUGUCGGAGGUGUUAUGAUCACAAAUGACGACAAAGAUACACGAGAUCUUGCCCGGGGAGCAUUUUUCCAGUUUCUUCGUGACUACCCUCAAAAGAAGAAUAGAUGGGCUAAGCAACUUAGCUUCGUUGUGGCAAAUCUGAAAUAUGAGAGGGAAGGUGGCCGUCUCUCUGUCAUGGAAAUUGUUCAUCUCUUAUUGAUGAAAUCCGCCGAUGACUUCGUACAGGAAAUCGCGACAACUUGUUUUAUCCCUCUAGUCUUCGUCCUGGUUAACGACGAUAGCGAAAAGUGUCGUUUGGCAGCAGGGGAAUUGCUCAAAGAGAUCUUCCGAAAGGCGGAUAAAGAGCGAACGUCGAAAUUCCUAUCGUUAAUGCGGUCUUGGAUAGGACAGGACGACAACUCUUCGGUCUUGCAACUAGCUAUACAAGCAUUUGCACUAUAUUUCGAAGCUAGGGAACCCGCAGCCAAGGAUCGGAAAGACUUGGAGCUGUUGCUUGAGACAUCGGCUAAUGUUUUGGACGAUUAUUCAACAUUCGCGAAAGAGUCCGAUCUGAUUGAUACGAUUCUACGAACAGUUCCAAUUCUCAUAGAGAAACAUGCAGCGACAGCAUUGGCGCAUGAGAAGUUAUGGCAGUCUAUCCCGAAACCCCUUUCACACCCGAAUCCGGCUGUUAAAGUCUCCAGCGUGCGAUUACUACGAAUAUAUCUCGCCGAUUUCUAUGAAAAUAACAAGAACGCCACCACCAACCAGGCUGUUCUUGGAUCUUACGGUCUUCAAUUGCGAUCGCAAACAGUUGGACAGCUGACCCUCUACGCCGUUGGUGUCCUCAAUCCUGCUACUCUUAGAAGAUGGAUAAGGAGACUGCAAAAGAAAAACAGUUCCACGCAAUUUGGCGAUAUCGAUGGGAUAACUUCUACUGAAGACUCAGUAGAACUGGAAGAGGCUCUAGCCGCUGAAGUAAGCCGCGUGAUCCUGAUGCUGAGCAGAUUCUUGGAUGUCGGUUCAGCAGAUUCUGAAUCUUCUGACGAUGACGCGGACGACUCCGAAAACAGUGAAGAUGAGUGGGGUGGCAUCGACGAUAAGAAGAAAGAGAAGACGUAUACCAUCACGCUCCAUACAUUAUUUGUCUGGUUAUCUGAAAUCCUCGUUGAGGAGACCCGGCCUAAGGCUAGCGCCCUUGUACCUAAGGUUGCUGCUCUGGAUAUCAUAUCCAUCUUAACCUCAACCCUACCAGAGACAUCCCUGCGACCCUCGCUAAAUAUUCUCCUUACGCCAUUACACCAUCUGACAGAUCCCUCGAUCCCAACACCGUUCUCACUUAACGAGGUCUUUAAGACGCGGUACGAAGGGCUGAAGACGAAAGCAGGAGAAACCAUGGAAAUCCUACAGAAGAAGUUCGGUACCGCUGAAUACACGAAGGAACUGCUGGCAGUGAGAGACCGCGCUAAGAGCCGUCGCGAGGGCAGGUCGAAGAAGCGGAAGAUAGAGGCUGUUACACAACCGGAGCGCUUCGGCAAGUGGAAGAAGGGCCGUCUGGAGAAGAAGGUCAAGCGCAGGAAGGAGAAGGGACUGGAGAAUCGGAAUCGUCGAAGAGAAUAUUAGGGGUUGUUGUUAGUUGAUGUAGGAUCAAUCUUCUAUGAUAUAUGCUUUAGGGGCGUGGCUGGUGUUAGUUAUAUACAGGUAUGAUUAGAAUAGGAAAAUGGGAUAAUUUAAUUGAACA